Molecule: messenger RNA, 3723 nt
Organism: Armigeres subalbatus
Lineage: Eukaryota; Metazoa; Arthropoda; Insecta; Diptera; Culicidae
Product: probable cytochrome P450 6a14
Exons: 2
Coding region: 21-1556 (511 amino acids)
Molecular function (GO): iron ion binding; oxidoreductase activity, acting on paired donors, with incorporation or reduction of molecular oxygen; heme binding
Source: RefSeq, a predicted model, not a curated record
UGGAAAAGACCUUCCCGAACAUGGAGCUGAUAACGCUGGUCUUAGCUGGUUUCGUCUGUCUUUCCGGAGUCGUUUACUACUUCCUGAGACGUGAACAGCAACAAUGGUCACGAUUGGGUGUUCCGACUGCGAAGAAUCCACACCUGCUUUACGGAAACAUACGAGGAAUAUUCCAGAAAGAGCACAGCUGCGAAGUUCUUCAACGGUUGUAUUGGGAGUUCAAGGGGCGUGGGCUAAAGCUGGGUGGAAUCAUGAACUUCUUCCAGCCGGCGGUUCUGGUGGUUGAUCCGGAGAUCAGCAAAAGUAUUCUGGUUAAGGACUUCCAUAAAUUUCACGAUCGUGGAGUUUUCGUGGAUUCGGCAGGAGAUCCUCUGAGUGCCAAUUUGUUCAGUCUGGAAGGUGCUGAAUGGAAGGCAAUGCGUAUGAAGAUGUCGCCGACGUUUACGUCGGGUAAAAUGAAGUUCAUGUUCGGAUCAGUGCUGAAGGUGGCAGAUCAGUUGAAGGAGUACAUAGCGGAGAAUUGUGUGAAGGAGAAUAUCGAGCUGAAGAAUAUCCUGCAGCGGUUCACAAUGGACGUGAUUGGUAAUGUGGCAUUUGGAGUGGAGUGUAACUCGAUCAAGAAUCCAAGCUCCGAGUUUCGGUUGAUGGGUCUUAAAGCAAAUGAGUUCGAUGGGAUAACGUUCUUUAAAUUCUUCAUCGGAGGCGCCUACAAAAACUUUGCCAAAAAGAUCAAACUGAAGGUCAUUAAGGAAGAUGUACAUAACUUCUUCAUGAAUUUGGUCCAUAGUACCAUCCAAUACAGAGAAGCAAACAGUGUGCAGAGAAACGAUUUCAUGGAUUUAUUAAUAAAGAUUAAGAACAAUGGCAAGCUCAGCGAUGAACCGAAUUCCGGUGGAGAGGGAAUUACCGUUAGUGAAAUUGCGGCACAAUGCUUCAUAUUUUUCACCGCCGGAUUUGAGACUUCGUCGACCACUAUGAACUUUUGUCUCUACGAAUUGGCCAGAAACCCAACAAUUCAGGAUCGACUUCGGCGAGAAAUUGAAGAGUCGAUUGCGAAGGACGGCGGAGAAUUGAAGUACGAUACCUUAUUUGGAAUGUCUUACUUGGAUCGCGUCGUUAGCGAAACCCUCCGAAAGUACUCUGCAGUGGACAACCUCUUCCGGAUGUCCAACUCCCCGUACACACCAGAAGGUUGCGAUUUCACCAUUCCUGCUGGCACUAUGUUCCAAAUCCCCAUCCAUUCGACGCACCACGACCCGGACUAUUUCCCGAACCCGCAACGCUUUGAUCCGGAUAGGUUCCUUCCGGAAGCGGUAAAAUCUCGACAUCCCUUUGCCUAUCUUCCGUUCGGAGAAGGACCUCGCAUUUGCGUUGGAAUGCGGUUCGGGCAGAUGCAGACUAAGAUUGGUUUGGUAACAUUGCUGCGGAACUUCCGCUUCGCUCCCAUGAGCGAAACUCCAGAUCGGUUGGAGUUUGACGCAAAGGUGUUCGUGUUGACGCCUAAGACGGGAGUGUACUUGAAGAUUGAACCGAUCGAUCGUAUUCCGAAGGUUUGACGAUUCAAAUUAUUAGUCGAUUGGAACAUGUUGGACCGCGACCUGUGUGUGGACCAAAAAUGAAGCUGCACGAGUAAAAAUCAAGAAUUUUGCAAGUCAGGCUGUUUGCAUUUCACAUCAUUAUUGACAUGUAUCGUCGCUUUGCCUUUGCGGCGGAAUGUAUAUUAUUGACUGCAGUACAGCGUUACGGUAGAUUACGUUGCUGUCAAUCAUCGCAAGCAUGCGUGAAAUUGAUGAGCGGUUGUGACAAUAAAUAACAAAACGAAAAUGUUAUUUGCUUCCCACAAAAUCAUGACUGACCCAUGUAGAAAGGGGAUGAACAAUUAUGAGACAGAUGUACUUGUAAAGGGUAAGGGCAUUUGUGGUUCAAUCACACUUCUUUACAUUGUUCGACGGCUACAUUGUUGAGCAAAUUUUUGCUGCACAGAUAAAUAUUUGCCCUGUGCGCUAUCGCUAUUGCAGAAGUAUUGCGGUGAAGACACUGGCAUGAUUGGAUACAAUAACUCACUUCUAUUCACUGAUCUAUUGUACUUUCGGAGAUGAAGAAUUAUUUUUGAUAUACUAAUGCUAAUCCCCUUUUUUUAAAAGAUGUUCGCUGGAGUACCUAGUUUAUUUUCAUAAUACUAAUUUGUUGGAUUUAUCUUAUACAUACUUAUAGAAAUGCUAAAGCAAUAAUCAGAAUUAGGUUUGAAGAAGGUAUUGAAAAAGGUUAAAAGAUUGGGUAACUUGUACUUUAUUUUACUUUAUUUUUGAAUAACAUCCUUUUUCCAACAAGGCUUGAGUAACAUAUUGUUCCUCUAAAUGUUCACUUCAUUGAACUAAUAUGAACGUCUAACCUGCUAAACUAUUUUGAGACAUAUAUCUUAAAAUAUAAGAUGUGGGGGUUGAUUGGCUAGAUGAAAAUCAAUUGUUUUUAACCAUAACGAUUAUGCAUUUUUUUUAGAUCGUAGGAAAACUAUGGAAGAAAUUAUCUAUGAAGUAUUGCUAACAAGCUGUCAAAUAUGUGUCGUAAACGUUUCAUAUCAUUCCACAUAUUAUGCUUUAGUUUCCUUAAAGGAAGUGAAAAUUGGCGACAACGAACUAAAAUUCUGUGCCCAACAGAGUGCAUGUAUUACCUGAUAGCGAAGAAGGAAGAACAGUUUCCGGCACACUUACCUGAAAUGAAAAGCAAAAGGAUAUUUUUUUGUUAGAAUCUCAGAAUGAAUGUGGAAAACGGUGCUGAGGACCGCAAACAUUUAUGAAAUAUGCAAAAAUAUCCACCAGUACGUUAGACGGGUGCUUAACCACUAUGCUACGGUACGUAAUGCUAAAACAUCUUAUAUGCUUGGUUUUUAGACGCAAGUUUUAGCCUGGAAAAGUUGGCUCAGUGACUUCGGAGAAGUGUUUCAGUUUGUUAAACUCUAUAUUUUGGGAAAAAAUUGUGAUUAAUCCCCCUGAAAGUGCGAUGGAAAUUCUCUUUCCUCCAAUUGUGAAGAUACAUCUUUGUUGUCUUUGAGAAAGUUGUUACGAAAAAUUUUGCUGUACAAACUUUUGUUCUACCUGCUGUAGAAGUCGAGAUGUGGGUCGUUAUUUAUGAAUACUUUUUACUUUUUACUCGUCAAUACUUUUUUAGGUUUUUGGAAAGUUCUACAAGUUGUUCGUCGCAAUAAACAUGAACAUGAACAUGAACCUUUUGAAGACAGUUUUUUUUAAAUAUUCAAUAUUGACGAUUUUCGGUUCAAAAAUGAGCAUUUUGACAUUAACUGUAUACAUUUAGGGGCAAAGUGGGGCAGACUUUUAAUGAGGAAAAGGAAAGUAUAACUCCAGCACUAAUGGUUGAAUUCCAACAUAUAUGUGCCAAAGCUUGACGUAAGUGCUGUAAGGGUGUCCUUUUCUUGAUCUUGACUAAAAAUGAUUUGGUCUGUGUUUCGCACAACUAAGAAACGGUUGGAUUGAUUUUAUUCAUUCCUUCAGCAAGUUUGGCCAUCAAAAUCUCCGACGGGUUCACAAAAUAUGUUCUCAUGUAAAAUGUGAAAAAUUCAAAUUAGAAUUUGUAUGUGAGUUUUGAAUGGGCAUAUCACAACCACGCAUUCUCGCCUACUGUGCAAGAUCAUGUCGGCCGGGUCAUCUAGUUUGGCGGUUCUCAAUCUGAUGUACAUGUACCCCUAGGGGUACCUUCGCUGGCCCC